AUCUAUAUCCGUGGUAUACAACGGUAUCGUAGUUGUAGUUGUUAUUGUUGUUGAUAACGAUUACAAAUAAUAAUAAUGUGUUUUAACGUAUCUAAUUAAACAUACCUAAUUUGCACACAGAGUUAUUCGCGGCCGACCUUCAUCGCGAGACGCGAAAUGAAAACGAAAAAAAAUUGAACGAACAUGUUACAACACAUUUAGACAGCCUCCAGUAAACCAUAAAUGAUAAUAAUAGUUCUGUUAUAUUUUUAUAUUAUAUUUUCUUCGCGUUCCGUAUUAUUGUUUCACUCCCAAAAUAUCUACCCAUGUAUACCUACACGGCUUGUAGUCGGACGAAUUGCGUCGUCUGUUUAAUAACGAUAAUCGAACAAUGACAUGUUUGUUUAACGCAGGCCGUGAGUACCUACCUACUUCUCCAUUCGAAAUCAGGCCACACUUAAGGACGGAUAUAAUCGUAGGUAUUUAUUUUUUCUCUAUCGUCCGGUUGCGACACGAUGCGUUCGACACUACUGCUGGCGGCUGCCAUCUCGCUCGUGACCACUGAUAUCUGUUUGGCCAUCGAUCCAUUGGCCCAAGAGUACGGCGAGCUAGUGUUUUCAUCACUGCUUUAUAGACACGGUGAUCGAGCGAUUACUGAUUUAUCUUACCCAAAAGAUCCUUAUAGAAACGCAUCUUACUGGCCUAUGGGUUAUGGACAAUUGACUAAUCAAGGAAAAGAAAGACAUUAUGAAUUUGGAAAAUGGAUAAGAAAUAGAUACAGUGAUUUUUUGCCUGUUCGAUAUUCAAGUGAAGAUAUAUACAUUCGUAGUACUAGUGUGGAUCGUGCUUUAAUGAGUGCAGCUGUUAAUCUAGCUGGUUUAUAUGCACCAAUUGCAGAUCAAAAAUGGAACAACAAAUUAGGAACUUUAUGGCAACCAAUUCCAAUUCAUUCAAUUCCACGAGAUCUCGAUAAGUCUUUGUCUUUUGGUAAUAACUGUCCUCGGUUCACAAGAGAUUUUAAUAACCUCCAAAAUUUACCAGAAAUACAACGAUUUAAUGAAGAUCACCAGCCUUUAUACAAUUACCUUAAAGAAAACAGUGGCAUGAAUUUUACUGAUUUAAUUGAUGACACGUUAACUUUAUAUGAUUUAUUAUUAGUUGAGACACAAUUUAACUAUACAUUACCCAAUUGGACCCAUUCUGUAUUCCCUGACAAAUUAAGAGAAGUUUCUGAAUUGGCAUUUCUAUUGCCAACAUAUACUCCAAUAUUGAAGAAACUGAGUUGUGGUGUAUUGCUUAAUGAAAUUGUUGAUAAUAUGAAACAAAAACGGAAUGGAACUAUGCAAACCGAUUUCAAAUUAUGGGUAUACUCAGCUCAUGAUACCAAUGUAGCUGGUUUAUUACAUUCUUUAAAUGUUUACAAUCAUAAAUUACCACCUUAUACUGCUGCAGUGUUUGUAGAACUUAGGAAGAAUAAAAACUCAAAUAAUACUUUUGUUGUUACUGUAUCAUAUAGAAACACUUCUACUCAUGAUCCUUAUUUGCUCCAUGUUCCUGGUUGUGAUUCAAUAGCAUGCGAUCUUGACCAGUUUAUUGAUGUCGUGAAUCCAAUUCUACUUACAGACUGGUAUAAAGAAUGCCAUAAGCCUGAAGAAAAUAAUGUUUUGGCAUAUUUUGGAAUUAUUGCAGUCAUAUUGAUAGCUGUUUCAAUUAUAUUUUUUAUGUUGAACAAAAAAUAUUUCAUCUGUUAUUGUGGCAGAAAUUAUCAAAAAUUGUACCAUGCCGUGCCCCGGGAGGAGACCGAGACUGUGGAUUUCGAUCAAGACGGACGGAGUCGCGUAGCCGUCUCGUUUCGGAUGAACGGCGUCGAAUCGACAUCCGCAGAUGUGUAAAUAUUAUAUUAUUAUUAUAAUAUAAUAGUACCUACGUACCUGCAGCAGUAUAAUAUAUUAUUAUAUAAUGUGUAACACAGAGGGCGGUGCAUCGCAUAGUGACGGUUUUCGUAAUUAUUGUCAUAAUAAUAAUUGGUAUCUAUAAAUACCGCCUAUAUUAUAAUGAUCGAUUUUUGUUGAUUGUCGGGAAAUGUAAUUUUUCAAAAACUGCAGGUUUCUCGAUUGAUCGUUUAAGGGACACUGCAAUUUUUUUGCAGUGCGUUUCAUUAUUGUCGCGCAAUCGCCAUUUGUUUAUACAUUUAAUAUUAUUAUUAUUAUUAUUUACCUAUUACACAUUUACACUUAACAUAAUUUAAAAAUAUAGAAUACAAAUACCUAUA
Metopolophium dirhodum (rose-grain aphid) is the source of this 2251-nucleotide messenger RNA. RefSeq names its product prostatic acid phosphatase-like. NCBI's taxonomy places the organism in Eukaryota, Metazoa, Arthropoda, Insecta, Hemiptera, Aphididae. The record is from RefSeq and is a predicted model, not a curated record. Gene Ontology annotation, biological process: dephosphorylation. Gene Ontology annotation, molecular function: phosphatase activity. The transcript is spliced from 10 exons. Bases 495 to 1871 code for a protein of 458 amino acids.